Messenger RNA from Nycticebus coucang (slow loris), 1545 nucleotides. It is a transcript of the gene PTGES, whose product is annotated as prostaglandin E synthase. Gene Ontology annotation, biological process: prostaglandin biosynthetic process. Bases 173 to 613 code for a protein of 146 amino acids. Gene Ontology annotation, cellular component: membrane. The transcript is spliced from 4 exons. The record is from RefSeq and is a predicted model, not a curated record. Lineage: Eukaryota; Metazoa; Chordata; Mammalia; Primates; Lorisidae. Gene Ontology annotation, molecular function: prostaglandin-E synthase activity.
CGAUUGCAUAAUAAUGGACAGCCUGGUCACAGUCCCCGCCUGAGUCCCCGCCUGAGUCACGUUUGACUGGGGGGGAGGAGAGAGCAAGAGCCAGAAGCCCCUGGAUCUCAAGCUGGCCAAGGCCUCCCAAGUGACGUCUGAGGUCACUGCGGGAUGAACCCAGACACAGGCGAUGGAGAGCGGCCAGGUGCUCCCGGCCUUCCUGCUCUGUAGCACGCUGCUGGUCAUCAAGAUGUACGUGGUGGCCAUCAUCACAGGCCAAGUGAGGCUACGGAAGAAGGCUUUUGCCAACCCAGAGGAUGCCCUGAGACACGGAGGCCUCCAGUAUUGCCGGACUGACCCCGAUGUGGAGCGCUGCCUCAGAGCCCACCGGAACGACAUGGAGACCAUCUACCCCUUCCUCUUCCUGGGCUUUGUCUACUCCUUCCUGGAUCCUAACCCUUUCGUCGCCUGGAUGCACUUCCUGGUCGUCCUCCUGGGCCGUGUGGUACACACGGUGGCCUACCUGGGGAAGCUGCCGGCGCCCAUCCGCUCCCUGGCCUAUACCCUGGCCCAGCUCCCCUGUGUCUCCAUGGCUCUGCAGAUCCUCUGGGAAGCAGCCCACCACCUGUGACCAGCAGCUGACCCCUCCUUGGCCACCAGACCAUGGGCCAAGAGCUGCUGUGGCUGUAUCUGGGGACUUAGCGUCCCUUCCAGAUUGUGGGUCCUGAUUUCCUGACAACCUACUGAGCUGGAUCCCUGGGCCCAGUGGGCCCGUGUGUGUGUGUGUGUGUGUGUGUGUGUGUGUGUGUGUGUGCGUGCGCGCGCUCAUGUGCAUGUGUGUGUUUCUUAGUCCUUGGAUUUCCAUAUGAUGUAGUCAAUUGGAACAUUUAGAGAUGGGCUGUUGAGAGUGACAAUUCCUCAACUCAAAUAACAGAGCAUUAAGAACAUCUCUCCCUCUCCCUCCCUGAGAGUGAAAAGGGAGAGGAGGCUCCAUUCAGAAUCCCAAACCUAAGGAUCCUCCAAAGCCAGGCCAUGAUAGCAGACUUCUCAGACCCACUGCGGAGAUUUAGGCCCAGGGGUCUCCAGGCAGGCCUGGCUGGCUGCAUUGUAAACAGGAAUCCCAUGUGAGGGCCUGGCCUGGGAGCCACGCCUGUCCCUCUGGAGGAGGGGCUCAGAAACAGGUCUGCAGCAGCUCCAUGGCGGGUGUUUAGUGACAGAGAGUGGGAUUGUGCUCCUCUGUUCCCUCUUGACACCACCCUUGCCCUAUGCUCCAGAUUCCUUUUCUGGAGCCUUCUCUCUGGCUCAGGUGAGGCUGGGAAGGCUCCACAAUAAGGUCAGCCUUCUUUUCCAGGGCUUUAGUUACUCCAAAGGGCUGUCCGUUGAGGACAGUGGCUUUGAAUGACCAACCACUAACAGGAACUUUCUGGUUCCUUCAGUGUCUUUGAGGUUUGAAAGCUACAAAUGUCCACCCCUAUGGGGAACCUGUGUGUGUGUGUGUGUGUAGUCGCUCCUAGACUCAUGUGUGAUUUCUAGUCAUUAAAUGGAAGUACCUAUUCAACUCAG